Dunckerocampus dactyliophorus (ringed pipefish) is the source of this 1584-nucleotide messenger RNA. RefSeq lists its product as uncharacterized. Lineage: Eukaryota; Metazoa; Chordata; Actinopteri; Syngnathiformes; Syngnathidae. The coding region runs from base 128 to 1015 and encodes 295 amino acids. The record is from RefSeq and is a predicted model, not a curated record. The transcript is spliced from 4 exons.
GAAGAAGAAGAAGAAGAAGACGAAGAAGAAGAAGAAGAAGGAAAAAGAAGAAGAAGAAGAAGAAGAAGAAGAAAAAGAAAAAGAAAAAGAAACAAAACGAGACUUACCCAAAACUGAUCCUGCUGAGAUGGAUUUGGCUCCGACAUCAUGCAGUCCCAGCUAUGCAAAUGACUGCAGAUCAGCAGACUUCACAUCACCAGGCCUGGACAUCCAGCAGCUGACUGGUCGUCAAGGAGACCGUCCCCCUCUGCCACAGGGUGGGAGCUCCACUUGGGAGCAGGAGGAGACACAUCCUAUUAAAGAGGAGGAGGAGCCACAGCCCCCUCUUAUUAAAGAGGAAGAAAUGGAGCCCCAUAUUAAAGAGGAAGAGGGGGAGAAGCCACACCCCCCUCUUAUUAAAGAGGAAGAAACUGAGCCGGAGCACCCCCACAUUAAAGAGGAAGAGGAGGAGCCACAGCCCCCCGAUGUUAAAGAGGAAGAGGAAGAACUCUCGAUCACUCAGGAGAGAGAGCAUCUUCCAGGGCCAGAGGAGGCUGAUCUCGCCAGGUUGCCACUGACUGGUGUCCCUGCAGUGACUAAAGACCAUGAAGACAAACCACCUGAGCUCUCACAGCUUCAUCAUAGUCCAAGUGAGGAGAUGAGCGAGGCGGAGCCUUCAUGCAGCAGCUCACUGCAACACAUGACAACAGAAGCUGAUGGAGACCACUGUGGAGGAUCACAAGCAGACAACCUCUUCGCUCCACUGUCAGAUAGUGACGACACAACGUCACACUCUCCUGAAGGUGAAGACAGUGACUACAACCAAGAAUCUCUGAGCAGCGAUACAGACAGUGAAGGUGAUAUGAUGACUGGCACCGGCAACAAACACUCUAAAAGCUCUAAAAAGACAACAGUGGAGGAAGAGGACACCAUCCACCUCCUUGUCAUCAUCAUCGUCACCAUCCUGCCGUUGCUGGAGCAUCCCAGGCACCACAGCACACACUCAUUCCUUCAUAUAUUUUGUGAAACAAAAUAAGAGAUGCAUUUCAGUCCAGCAAAUAAUUAAAUCUGGAUUGAUAGUAAACUGCUAUCAGGACUCUGUUUUAAUUACUCACUGGUUACAAAUGCACACGGGGGAUUUCAACCAAGCGCCUUUUGGUUACAAACCACAUGCGUCACCAGCCAACCCAUGUCCCUGCUGCAGACACAGCAGAAUGAUUCAGUCAUAGAACAUGUCAAUAAAUGAUGGUCACCAGCAGAGGGCGCCCUUUAAAUUGCCCAUUCAUUUACAAUGGGAAAGAUUUAGCAGAAAAUAUGAAUUUACACUAAAUGUGGGAAUAUUUGGAAAAGUCUGAUUUGGUAGCACACUUGUCCCGAGUGAGCUGAACAUUUUGAUGUUAGAUUUGUUUGAAUUGGGUGAGAAAUGGAGGAGUAGUUAGCCGGCAAAAAAGAGACGGAAGAAUAAAGAGAAUAAAAAUGGAGCACUAUUGCAUAUGUGGGAAUGCUUUCACCCUUCACACAAUUAAACUAUCAACAAAGACAAAAAGCGCCGCACGGUGAACGAGUGGUUAGCAUGUUGGCCGCACAGUCAGGAGAUGGGAAGAU